AUGUUAGAACGUAGAGUAUACGAAAACUAUCCCAACAUCGCUGAUUUAGCUUCGCUUAUCAGAGCCUUAGGCCGGGUUCGUACCUUGACGAAAAAACGGAAAGCGGAAAAGCGGAAGCCAAUCGGAACUCACAGUAGUAGUAGGCGGAAAGUUUUAAUUGAGAAGAAUUCUGGACACAAAGAAUCAUUUGCACGUCCGAGCGUGGUGAGCUUACGAUCUGUCAUCACGGGUCAUCAAAGACGAUCGCAAUCUAUGAAAUCGCCAUCCGUACAGAAUUUGCACAAUUCAAAUUCGUCGGAUAAAGUCACCAAAGUUACAGACGAUCGAAUGGUAUUACCGGACGAGAUGCAAUCUUCGAAAACUAGAUUCAGUUCUCGCAACAGAUCGAAAGAGACACGUUCAACUUCUUCGUCAAGGCUCAAGAGUUUUCCUGCCGAAGAGAUAAAAAAACUAGAUAAUUCGCCAAUGUUUACACCUGAGCCAAUUGCUGCUUUCAUACAGCAAGAUCCUCAAGCAAAUGGAACUUUUUAUACAAAUCCCUUCAGCAAAAAUAAUAAUGGUCAUGGUGAUGCGAUUUCUAUUCAAUUGUCGCCACAUCAACAAUCAAAAUUGCAAAAUACAUAUAGCACAAGUCAGCAACAGGUUGUCGCUAACCAUCGGGAGAUUUGUCAAACAAAUCCACAGUCUGAAAGCUUACUGACUCGACGAAUCGCAUCUCCCGAAAGACAAGCGCAUCGUCCUUUCGUGCCAAAUAUCCCCCAAGGAGCAGUAGUCUACGAUCGAUCACUUCGAAGCUCGUCUGCGAUAAUUAAUCAGCCGGUAAUUACACAAAUCCCUUCGACACUAGUCGCGAUGCCACAAAUGCAAGGAUCUUCGACUGAUUCGCACAUAGUUGUCGGCCAAAAUCCCAAUGAACCUUCAGCGCCUGACAGUCAGUGCCAGAAACAAUUGGUCAAUGAUCGAAAUGCAGUUAAUAACAGACAAAUGUUCAUGCAGCAACAAAAGCAAGCAUUAAUCGAACAAAAUACUAGUGCGCCACUAAACGAUCAGACAGCGGGUAACUGUCAAAAUCUUUAUCAUGCUCAGUUUCAUGCUCCAUUUCAACGGAAUCUACACCAGAUCAAUCAGCAAACACAGCAGAACUAUCAUCAACAAAUGUUGCCGCAAGGACUCAAUCAAAUGCAAUCAAUAUCCAAUCUGCAACAACAUAUACGCAAUAAUUCAGUAACGCACUGCGGUUAUUACAAUCAACAAUUGCCUAUCGUGCCAGUCUUUGCACAAGGAAUGACUUCUCCGCAAGACAUGAUAACGAAUCGAAUGAGAUCAAUGCAUCAUAAUUUACCCAUCCAUCAACAGAAUCUUGGAUAUCCUGUUAACUUCCAACCUACUUGGCAACAAAAUCAUAAAUGGAUACAAAUAGCGAAUCAAAAUCAACAACAUUUGCAGCCACCGUCACAAUGGCAGUAUUAUUAUCAAACACGCGAUCCAACCAAUUUCAAUCAGAAAAAUUCUGGGAGUCAAAAUCAAUCUAAUCAAUCAAUCAAUCUAUCACAGAAUCAGGCAAAUUAUAAACCUGAUCAAUCAUCCAUGGAAACUCUACGAGAAGAAAAGAAGACACUGCAAUUUACGUCUGACAUGAUUCGCGAUCAGGAAUUGUUAGUUUCUACCAUGAGGCAGCAAGGUAUACCUGAGGAAGUAAUGCGCCGUCAAUUUGCAGCGUUACUGAAUGAGCAAAAAAGACAACUAGCUUAUAUCGCGCAGUUUCAACGAAAUAUUCCGGAGGAAAUCAAGAGAACUCGACUCGUGCGAAGAAGAACAGAAAAGGACGAGAAACCGGAAUGGAUGAUGCACAUCACGCCACCGCGUAUAUCAUACAACGAUAUUGAAAGAAUGAAAGCACAACAAAAAGCUUUGAACGAACAAUAUCUGAUGAAUAAAUCCCAAGAGUUGCCUCAGCAAAUGUAUGGUCAGGUCAAUCCUUAUCAGCUAUGGCAAACAACUAAUUGGCCACAUAGAAGUGAUCAAAUAUCAUGCGGUCAUACCGCUUGUUACCCAUAUAAUCAUCAGCAAAAUGCAUCGAAUAAUGUGUGCCGUCCAUUAAAUCCAACUUUUAAAUAUGCACAAUAUCCAUACAAUAUGCGUUAUAAUCCAUAUUUUCCGCAUUCUGAGCCACAAGAAGUUUGGUCCAAGGAACAUAAUAUGAAUUCAUUAAAUCCGGUUGAUAAUCAAAAAAUUUCAAUGGAACCCGCGUACUAUUAUCAACAAAGCAUGAGAAACUUCCAGCAUGAGAAGCCUGCAGAAACUUCCAGUUUGCUCAAAAUGCGAGUAUACAAGGAAAUAAUCCGUCCUCAGAAACGCAAUAAUGGCUUGCAAGAUCUAGAUAGCAUUCAGAAGAUGCUGGAAACGAUGAAGGAUUCUAGAAGUAGGAAGGGUCUCGAAUAUCUCGCCAAUUUGACCAAAAAGAAACCUAUCGUUAAACUGAACGGUAUUCAGGGUUCCCACGAGAUUCCGGAAGACAUGCAACAGCGACCAUCGAUAGAAACCCACUUGCAAUCUCAGAAAAGAAUAUUAGCAAAUGGUUUGGAAAAUGGCAGGAAUCCAAACAAUCCACCGUUACGUAUCUUGCGACCUAAAAAAGCUGAUGAACCUUUAAUGAUAGAGUACCCGCGGCAAAAGCAAAGCACUAGAAACUAUUACAAUAUGCAGGCAGAAAAGGAAAACGGUAUGAUGGAGAUUUUGCAAAACCAAGAUGCACUUUCCCACGUACAGAAUGAAUCAAUUUCUUAUGAUCGACAGAACAAACCUAUGACAGAAGGAUGUCACAGGAACAAUAACAUAAUCCAAUACAAAGGAAAUGUCUCACCUCAUUAUCAUCAGAUGCAGCAAUACUAUCUUAAUGAACAAAACCUGCAGAGUCACAAUGGCGGUCAGGGUGACGUCGCAUGUAUGCAACGGCCGAAUGCACCCGACGCGAUGAGAAUCGAUCGCGCUGGCGGUGAUACCGGAGAGAAACCGAACACUGAAGACGCGAAAAGAAUGGGCAGUGUGCAGGCGAUGCAGGGAACGAAUGCUUACAGCCAACCGGAAAUCCACGAGACAAGGACCAUCGGAGGUAUCACGUAUCUUGCCAGGAAGCCCGAGUGUGCCCUUAACAAUCAUGUUGUUUCACCGGAUAAAUUAAUCGCGAACGGACACGUGUAA
This is a messenger RNA of Acromyrmex echinatior (Panamanian leafcutter ant), 3201 nucleotides long. RefSeq lists its product as uncharacterized. The record is from RefSeq and is a predicted model, not a curated record. Lineage: Eukaryota; Metazoa; Arthropoda; Insecta; Hymenoptera; Formicidae.